Molecule: messenger RNA, 2514 nt
Organism: Eufriesea mexicana
Lineage: Eukaryota; Metazoa; Arthropoda; Insecta; Hymenoptera; Apidae
Product: nitric oxide-associated protein 1
Exons: 5
Coding region: 63-2312 (749 amino acids)
Molecular function (GO): GTP binding
Source: RefSeq, a predicted model, not a curated record
UAGGACAUAUAUUUGUAAACAUUAUUGCUAGUUAUUAGUAUUGCAUUCUUGUGCGAUAUAUAAUGCAAAUCUUGAAUAUAAAAUUCUUGUUGUUGCAAUUACGAAAUCAUGGUGCAAACCUCAAUUUGAAAUUACGGCAAUUUGCACGAAUUGCUUAUCACAGAAACGAUGAAGUUAAACCGAAUCCAAAGGUUCUAGCUCUCCGAGAAAAAUUAGUAUAUUGUGAUUAUUUAGACUAUGAACGUGUACAAAUAGGACAGAAAUAUAUGCAAAUGAAAAGAUUGAAAUUAGCGAAUGAAAAAUGUGAAGAGUACCAACAAAUUGCUCAUGAACCUGUAUUUAGUGUUAUGUUAAACGACCGGGAAAAGGAUAAAAACGAAGAUGAUUCUCUGAUAGAGAAGGAACAUGACAUAGAUGAAGAACAAAUUUUGAAGAAACAGAAAGCUUUACAUAUGCCAUACGCAGUCAUUCAUUCGUAUGAAAGGACUGAUUUAAAGCCAGAUGAUGUGGUGCCAUCGGGUGUGGAUUUACUGAAUGAAAGAUACAAAAAAUUGUAUGAGAAGUACUUGGAGCUAGAAAAGCAUGACUUGAAUGAUAAGAAUGGUAAACAUCGACUCAAGUUUGAAGAAUUUGUAAAAGCCAAUAAAAAAUAUAUACCAAAAGGGGAAGUGUGGAAAGUUCCACAUACUUGGAUGACUGACUAUGAGCAGUUUGAUGAUACUUUAAUUGAUGUGUAUUCGUAUAAAAAUUAUGGUACAGCAGAUCCUAAUUCAGAUGUUACUUCUAUACCAUGUGGUGGAUGUGGUGCUUUAUUACAUUGUAAAGAUCCAGAAAUUCCAGGGUAUUUGCCAUUGGAAUUACUUUCACCGCAAGAUAGCGAAGAGUUAAAAUCAAUGAUAUGUCAAAGGUGUCACUUUUUGAAAUUUUACAAUGCAGCUUUGGAAGUAAAAGUUUCGAUCGAAGAUUAUCCAAAAUUGUUAAAAGUGAUCAAAAAUAAGAAAUGUGCCAUUAUCCUGAUAAUUGAUUUAACUGAUUUCCCUUGCAGUAUUUGGCCUGAUUUGAAAACUAUCAUUCAUCCUUUUACUCCUAUUUUCCUUGUUGGAAACAAAGUCGAUUUGUUACCCAGGGAUUCCAAGUUAUUCUUUGAAAAUGUUAAACAGCUCUUACUAGAUACUGUAAUUGAUGUAACUGGUGUAAAAAGGGAAAAUAUUACACAUGUUGAACUCAUAUCUGCGAAAACUGGAUAUGGUAUAGAACAACUUAUAAAUAAGUUGCAAUAUAAGUGGCAAUAUAGAGGUGAUGUUUAUUUAGUUGGCUGUACAAAUGUUGGAAAAUCUUCUUUGUUUAAUAUUUUAUUAAAAUCUGAUUAUUGCAAGGUACAAGCUGUCGAUCUCGUGCAGCGUGCUACAGUAUCUGCUUGGCCAGGAACGACAUUAAACUUAUUGAAGUUUCCAAUUUUAAAUCCUACUGAUAAAAAACGUUGGUUAAGAAUGGUAAGGCUUAAAAAUGAACAAUUUUAUAAGAAUGAAGAAACAAAAUUAAGGAAUUAUCAAUUUAAAAUAACAAAAAAUAUACGGUAUGCGACGUUAAAAGGUCACGUUGGUACAUCGUUUACCGGGAACGCGCUUGAAGACGAUUGUCCCGAUCCGUUCGCAGAAAGAUCGUCUGCUUUUAUGUCAAAGAAACUUGUUCUAGACGAAUCUAAACCAGAAUAUAAACAGAGUCGUUGGUGUUAUGAUACUCCAGGUACCAUACAGACCGAUCAAAUACUAAAUUUAUUAACGACUGACGAACUACUGCUAACAUUACCACAACAAAUUAUUACACCGAGAACAUUCCUUCUUAAACCGGAACAAACUGUGUUCGUGGCUGGUAUGGGAAGAUUAGAUUAUCUUGAAGGAAAAAGGUAUAUAAGAUGCACGGUAUUCAAAAGUGAUCAGCUACCUAUAACAAUAUGUUAUACCGCUGAUGCGAAUGAGGUGUACGAUCAGUUGUUGGAAACUGAAGCAUUCGUUGUACCCGUGAAUGAUCCGGAACGAUUAAAAUUAUGGCCGAAAUUGGAAUCAAAAGAAGUACAAGUAACCGGGGUAAAUUCUCCAUAUUCUGUUGCUGAUGUUGUGCUCUCCAGUAUAGGUUGGAUUGCGAUUAAACCUAAUAAAACCCAAAUCGUAUCGUUAAGAGCAUGGACGCCUUACGGUCGUGGUAUAUACUUCAGAUCUCCGCCAUUGUUGAAAAGAUCGGUGUGCUUUCACGGUACAAUAAUUCGAGGUUCUCCAAUGUUUUCAUUGGGUCGGCGGGUACAUGUUACAUAAUUAAAGUAUACGUCGAACUUUGUUGUAGUACUAGUGUUUGACCAAGUUAUCGGGAUUCAAUCGGAUUUAAGUAACUCAAUUGUUUCCAUAAAGUUACAUUUACUUUAAACUUUCGUCAAAUGAGCAAUUUGAAGGAAAAAUAUACGUAUUCUUACGGUAUGAAAUUUUUCAAUCGUAUACACGUUGUGCUCGAAAUUUCGUU